AUGAUUUACAAAGUUUUUUGUGGAAUGAAACGGAAAUUCAGUCAAGGGGUAAGAAUCGUCACCUGAAAUCAAAAUUCAAUGAAAUGAUCCUGUUUUCAGGGCCACCACUACGAUCCGAAUGUGAUCACGAAAAUAGUCUCGAUUAUGGUUAUGCAAGUAUCGCUUGGCCUUCCCUGGGUGCUUCAAUUCGGCACCCUAUACUCCCCUUACACAACCUUCUGGCACUAUCUCUUUACAAUUGUUCUCGGCUCGCAAGGAACCAUUCUUUGCUCAUUUUCAUCUACAAACGCUACAGAGCCUGGCAAACGGACAGUAUCACAAAGUCGCGAGAGCCGAGUGUUAUGAGAUCGCGAGAAGAAUCGACGAAGAAGAAGAGGAAAACAGCGACAAGGGAGGAGAGUCUCGGAUCGAGCACCGAUACCUUUUAUGA
Caenorhabditis sp. 36 PRJEB53466 is the source of this 430-nucleotide messenger RNA. The record is from the annotation of a GenBank genome assembly. Lineage: Eukaryota; Metazoa; Nematoda; Chromadorea; Rhabditida; Rhabditidae.